AUGUUCCACAAGAACGAGCACAGUCAAGAAAAUCUGGGAGAAGUCAAGACUCGUGUUAGUAUUCCUCGGCCAGGAGGCCUAACAGAUAUUUUAAAAAUAAUCAAACGGUCAUCAGCGAUCAAGACGAUAUUUGAUCUGGAAAGACACCGGAUGAAAAGAUCGGCCUUUUACCACACAGGAGUAAAGGUCUGCCCUGAAGAAUCAAUCAAACAGAUCAUAGAAAGCCACCAAGCGUAUUACAAACUCAGAGUUUGCCAGGAAGCCGUGUGGGAAGCCUUUCGGAUAUUUCUGGACCGAAUUCCAGAGACGGCAGAGUACCAGAGCUGGGUGAAUACCUGCCAGCAAGACUCCCUGUGCAUUGCUGACAUUGCGAAGAACUUCAGCAGCUCACCAGAACACGUUGAUAUGGUUCUAAGGAGAGUUUCUUUAAGGGAAAAAAAUCUGCAAGAAAGGGAGGUGAGGAAUAUUGAAAAGCCUACAGUGACACAAGCAAAUCCAGAGCCCACGAGUGCUUCUGUGGAAGCCGUUACUGCUUCAGCUCCAGAAGUGUCAGCUGCUGCUGAUACCCUGCCUAAUGAAAUUGUGAACGACUCAGCGGUCUCAGAGGAGGACUUAGAUCUUACUAACAUGGUGCCUGAAGAGCCAAUGGAACAGGUUAUAGAGUUCAGUAUCACUCUCACCAAUCAAGCCUACAGUGAGCUGCUGAGUUACCCCAUCACCCCUCAGUACCAGGACCUUGCCAGAAGCUUCCAAGACCAGAUGAUACAUGUUUUUGACAGACUUCCUGGAUUUAAAGAAAUUCGAGUAUUAAGAUUUGGAUCUAGCAGUGUUGCAGUCCGCUAUGCUGUGGUCUUUGAAAAAGGUGAUGAAAACUUGCACAUUGAUUCUAAUAAAGUUGAAAGUGAGAAAGGGCCUUUUGGUUCCGAGUUGCAGCCGGAUCACAAGCCAACCAGGGUAUACACUGUGUCCAACCUUCAGGAUCUGGUGGCCAAGGCCCUGCGCGAUGAGAAAGCGCUUCAGAUCGAUGUCGGUUCACUUAGAUUCCAGGAAGACUAUAUGAACCAAGCAGCUUUCACUUCAACAUCAACAACUACCGAGAUAGAACCACACUUCCUAAAUGAGCUACCCGAUUCUUCGGUAGACCCAGCUGUUGAAGCAGAGCAGCCUGGCCAGCCUAUGGAAAGUGCUUCUAAUAUGAAGCAACUGGUGGAUGAACAGCUGGACCAGGAGGGCACUGUUGAACCUGUCACUGGAAUUGUAGUUACAGAGCCAGCCAGCGGUGCCAUGCCUUCUGUUACACUGAUAACAGGUGACGAAUCAGAGUUGAUUUACAUUAAUCGGUAUGAGUCAACAAACAUGCCAGUCCUUACUACAACACAAUCAGCCCCAAUCCAAAAGGAGGACCAUCCUGGAACCAUGCUGAUACAAGUAACAGACUCAGCACUGGAGAGUUCUGUACCAUCUUCAAGUGACUUGGACUCCAGUGACUAUAUGGAAGAGACUGCGUCUGAACCUAGCACACACACGCUCCUUCUCACUACCAGCCAGGACGCCCCGUCUCAAGAAACAGUAACUGCUCAUCCUUUAGUGGAUGUUGAUCACAAGGAGAUGUCGAACUUCACAAGACCUGUAACAAUCAUUUCCGCCCUAACUCAACAACCACCUACUGAAUUCAUCACAAACUUUGAGACAGAUGAAGAAGAUACAAAUGCGAUAUUGCAAGACGAAAAUAGCAACAUCCAUUCAAGCCCUGGGGGGAAAAAGGCUGUAGCUGUGCUUCCAUUGUCAACAUCGCAACCAAAGUCUGUUACUACUAUAGCAGAUGUUAAGAUUAGAGAAGAAACAGAACUGUCCGGAGACACUGAGACAUUGGGUAUACUGCCUGACGAAGGUGAAGAAACUCUACCUGAUGAGAACCCAGCAGCAUCACCCACUCUUGAAACACAGAAAGACCUGGAUUUAGUUACAGUACAGGAGUCAGUUACAAUGAGUUCUCAAACAGAGCACCAUCUUUUCUCUUCUGUUCCAGAAACUGUUGCCACGCCUUUGUCAGUGAAUGUAGGACCUUUUGAAGAAUCUAUCACUAUUACCCCAUUAACUAUUGAUGUGUUCAGUCCAUUGUCAACUACACCUAGUGUUACAAUCUACAAUCCAUCCACCACUGAAUCAGUAAUAACAGAAUCCACAUUGGAGUCUUUCACUGAAUCCACUGGAUCCCCAACAGUAGCCUUGCCCUUGACUGGCCAAACUGAAACUGCAGUGGAUGUUGAAGAAAUGACCGAGACUUCUUUCUUAAAUAUAGUCACAACCACGGUGGUUCCUGUUCUUACAGAUCCCUUUGAAGUAGGAGUAGCACUGCAGCCAACAAUGGCUGAACCAGUGACAGACACUUCACCUGUCAUCAGUGAUGAUGAUUUAGACUUUGAAGUAGGAGUCAAAGACAUUGCGGCUGAGCUGGACAGCGUUGACGUGGUGAACACAGCAACCAUUGGUGAGCUUGAGUAUGGCAGCGCAUACACUUCCUUUACCAGAGACAAUCCCUUUGAAGCCACAGCUUCUCCUCCCUGGAAAUACUUGACCACGCCGUCAAUGACCACGGCGAGCAAGGGGAAAGAGCUUGUGGUGUUCUUUAGCUUGCGGGUGACGAAUAUGAUGUUUUCAGAUGACCUCUUCAAUAAGAGCUCUCCUGAAUACAGAUCUUUAGAGAAAACGUUCCUUGGAAUGUUACUACCUUACCUACAGUCUAACCUGACAGGAUUUAAACAGCUGGAGAUUCUCAACUUCAGGAACGGCAGUGUAAUAGUUAAUAGCAAGAUGAAAUUUGCCAAGUCUGUGCCAUAUAAUGUUACACAAGCCGUUCACUGUGUUUUGGAAAACUUCUGCAAUGCAGUAUCCAAACAUCGUGACCUUGAAAUAGACUCACUGGAUAUAGAGCCAGCUGAUAAAGCAGAUCCUUGCAAGUUUAUGGCAUGCAACGAGUUUUCCAGAUGUGUGGUAAACAGAUGGACCAAAGAAGCCGGGUGUGUGUGUGAUCCUGGCUACCACAGUGAGCAUGGACUGCCCUGUCAGAGUAUCUGUAAUCUACAGCCAGACCACUGCCUCAAUGGUGGGCAGUGUGAAAUAAUACCAGGGCAAGGAGCUGCUUGCAGAUGCCCUGUAGGUAAGCACUGGCUGUACCAAGGAGCACGCUGCACUGAGCUGGUGGCUCUGCCAGUAAACCCGUGCAUUCUCAUAGCUUCAGUUCUUGGCUGCCUGACCCUUGUUUUUGCUGUGAUAGUUUUUUUAAUUUUGAUAAAGCGAAAAUAUAUACGGACCAGAAAGAAAGUGACUUUGGUGAAUUUACAUGUUCACAGCCCCUAUACAUUUAAGAGCACUGUGAGGGUUAAUCCAGUUUUUGAAAAUGAGGAUGCUCCCUUGACCCAUGUCCCCGGCAUGCAUUGCCCUUCAAGUGUCGAUGUUGUUCCUUCUCUAGCGUUAGACUCAGUUGAACACAUGCACCUCAGUACAGAGGUACCCAGAAACCUCUACGCAACCAGGCCUGACAAGUUAGUUUUAGAAAGAGUGGAUUUCCAUCGCUGCCUCCCGCACAGUGAGAUAUGGCAAUUACCAAGGUCAGGGGAACACAGAACAUCCUGUUGCCCACCAAGAGGGGCCCAAAACGAUAUGUAUGAAGUAACCAAGUUGUGAGAUCAGAUCAGUAAUAUCUUGCUCUAGUUGAAUAUAAAGCAAGUAUGGAUUGAUACACUUUUCCGAGAUCUCUGUGCUUCACUAGAUUGAGUUCUCUUUAGGUCUAUUUGUGUUAACUGCUACACUGUUGCACAGCAAAUUCUUUGGUUCAGCUGAAUGAUGGUUAGAAUAAAACUGAGGGCAACGAUUUCAAAUGAAUUGGUGUGAAUUUAUCAUUCCUGAUUUGGAUUUAUUAAGAAGUCACAUGUAUUAUUUGUAUGAAUGUGAAUGUCUGCCACUCAUUGCAAAGUGUUUCUGAUUCAUUUUUACAAAACCUUUAGAAUGAUUGAUUUAGGUGUUAUCUAAAUUAAUAGAUUAGGUAUACUUAUCGAAGGAAUACUACAAUUUCCUCACGAUGAGGUAACUGUUUACUUACAUUUUCACACCUGUAGUUGUAUCAUUAAAGAAAAUUUACUUUGAA
Molecule: messenger RNA, 4147 nt
Organism: Polyodon spathula (Mississippi paddlefish)
Lineage: Eukaryota; Metazoa; Chordata; Actinopteri; Acipenseriformes; Polyodontidae
Product: interphotoreceptor matrix proteoglycan 1-like
Biological process (GO): visual perception
Source: RefSeq, a predicted model, not a curated record